Helianthus annuus (common sunflower) is the source of this 1587-nucleotide messenger RNA. RefSeq names its product probable amino acid permease 7. The coding region runs from base 115 to 1476 and encodes 453 amino acids. NCBI's taxonomy places the organism in Eukaryota, Viridiplantae, Streptophyta, Magnoliopsida, Asterales, Asteraceae. Gene Ontology annotation, cellular component: plasma membrane. The transcript is spliced from 7 exons. The record is from RefSeq and is a predicted model, not a curated record.
AAACGUUGAAUCUGGACACAUUUGUUAAAACAAUGACAUUAAAUGACCAUAAAUGUUUGUGUAACAAAGAUGCAAUAAAAGUGGUUUUGGUUCAGUCAAAUUCUUUGUGGAGAGAUGGCAGUAGAACAAGGUUCCAUCAUUGAUGAUCAUGACAAGACAAUAAGAACAGGCACAGUAUGGACCACGGUUGCACAUAUUAUAACAGCGGUGAUCGGUUCGGGUGUACUGUCACUGGCUUGGAGCACGGCUCAGCUCGGUUGGAUAGGCGGGCCGCUUGCAUUGUUUGGUUUUGCGGUUGUGACGUAUGUUUCUGCGUGUCUUUUAUCCGAUUGUUACAGGUCUCCUGAUCCGGUCACUGGCACUAGAAAUCGGUCUUAUACAGAUGCUGUUAGAGUUAUCUUAGGCGAAAAACAGGCGUGGAUAUGCGGUUUGCUUCAGUAUGUGAGUUUUUAUGGAGCUGCGGUUGCUUAUGUGGUGACAACUUCUACUUGUAUUAGUGCGAUUCAGAAAGCCAAUUGUUACCAUAAAGAAGGACAUGAUGGUGAUUGCGAAUAUGGUGGCAACUUUCAUAUGUUGGUGUUUGGAGUAGUGCAGAUUUUUAUGUCACAGAUACCGGAUUUGCAUAGCAUGGUUUUUGUGUCGGUUGUUUCAGCCACAAUGUCGUUUAGUUACUCUUCUAUUGGUUUGGGGCUCGGUUUUGCUCAAGUCAUAGAAAACGGCAAGAUUGCUGGGAGCGUUACAGGAGUACCGGCUGUCAGUGUAGCUAAUAAAUUAUGGCUAACUUUUCAAGCACUUGGAGACAUAGCAUUCGCGUAUCCGUUUUCUCUUAUUCUCUUAGAAAUUCAGGAUACUGUGAAGUCACCACCAGCAGAAAACAGUAGUACUAAACGGGCUUCAGCAAUUGCUAUGGUUUUGACAGCUAUUUUCUACCUCGGGUGUGGAUGUUUCGGGUAUGCUGCAUUUGGAAAUGAUACACCGGGAAACCUCUUGACGGGAUUCGGGUUUUAUGAACCGUAUUGGCUUAUCGCCUUUGCUAAUGCGUGCAUUCUGAUAUAUCUGCUAGGAGGAUAUCAGUUAUACAGCCAGCCAGUAUUUGCAUCUGUUGAGAGAUGGUUAACGCAAAAGUUCCCCGACACUGAAUUUCUCGAAAGAUUCCAUGAAUUGAAGUUGCCAUUAUUGCCGGUUUUUCGGUUCAACAUGUUCAGGAUAUGUUUCAGAACAGCAUACGUUGCAACGACAACCGCAAUUGCGAUGUUGUUCCCAUUCUUCAAUGAGAUUCUGGGUGUGUUAGGGGCACUGAAUCUAUGGCCAUUGUCGAUAUAUUUUCCGGUGGAGAUGUAUAUAGUGCAAAGAAAGGUGAAACCUUGGAGCCGAAAAUGGGUGGUUCUUGAAAUAUUCCAUGGUGUUUUGAUGGUGGUAUCGGUGGUGGCUUUUGUUGGGUCGGUAGCUGGACUCAUCCAAGCAAAGAUGAAGUAGUAAAUUGAAGAAAUGCUGAUACAAAUUUUUGGAUGGUAAAAAUGUUGUAAAUGAUAAUCAGAGACAAAGGAUAAUCGAAAAGAACUGAAUUUUAUUGAUUUAAAUCUUGCA